AUGCGCCUGCUACUGCUUUUGCCUCUGGCCCUCGUCCACACGACGCACGCGCUCGAUCAGAACGACCCCACACUGCCAACCAAAUCAGGCGUCAAGACGUGGGUCGAUGUCGAUACGCCGGCGGAGCACCACACGUUGACGAGCUCGCGUGGCGAGGCCUGGGACUUGAUCAUGAGCGACGAGUUUAACUUGGCUGGACGCAACUUCACCGCCGGUAACGACCAUCUAUGGGUUGCAUUGGACAUUCCCGACGGCGUCAACCGUGCCGUGGGCAUCUACUCGCCCGAGAACGCGCUUACGACCGACGGCGCGUUCCAGAUCCGCAUUGACUCGACCGAGACGAACGUUACGUUCUUCAACGUUUGGACCGAGAAACCGUCGUGGACAACCAAGACCAUGUACUACCGCGCGGCGAUGGUGCAAACCUGGAACAAGUUUUGCAUCCAAGGCGGGUUUGUCGAGAUUGCGGCGCGGAUGCCGGGCGCGAUCGACAAAAAGUCCAUGAACCCGCACAUCACAGGCAAGCGCUGGGAAGCCAGCAUCAGCCGCGACGUGCCCGUGCAGCCGAUGGACCGCAUUCCCGACGGGCGUUUCUACCCGACGUGGCCGGGGCUCUGGAUGAUGGGCAACCUCGGGCGCGCGCUCUUCGCAGCCUCGACCAACCGCAUGUGGCCGUGGACGUACAACGAGUGCGACGACCGAUACAAGUCGUCUCAGCGCAUCUCAGCAUGUAACCCCAACCCUGGGUACGGCUUGCACCCGCACAUGGGACGCGGGUCGCCCGAGAUCGACAUCCUCGAAGGCGGUGGCACCGACAUCUCGUCGUCGCUCCAGAUUGCACCGGGCAUGCCCGACGAGUACCGUCUCUUCCCGGCCCUCAUGAAGUAUGAGUCAGAGAAGAACGUUGAUGCCAAAGGUACGCUCGACAUAUUCUGCGCUGCUACGUCACUCCAAGAACUCAAUGGCCGUCGGUAG
Molecule: messenger RNA, 975 nt
Organism: Saprolegnia diclina VS20
Lineage: Eukaryota; Oomycota; Saprolegniomycetes; Saprolegniales; Saprolegniaceae
Exons: 2
Coding region: 1-975 (324 amino acids)
Biological process (GO): (1->6)-beta-D-glucan biosynthetic process
Cellular component (GO): endoplasmic reticulum membrane; plasma membrane
Molecular function (GO): glucosidase activity
Source: RefSeq, a predicted model, not a curated record